Molecule: messenger RNA, 1242 nt
Organism: Rotaria sp. Silwood2
Lineage: Eukaryota; Metazoa; Rotifera; Eurotatoria; Philodinida; Philodinidae
Source: the annotation of a GenBank genome assembly
AUGUGUCCUAACUAUUACUAUUAUCUUGAAACAGGUCCAUCAGAUAGAUAUGCUGCCGUUUUAAAGUCACACGUUCGCCGUGAUUUAAACGAAGGACACGAUGUUUCAACAGCUGCUCAAUUUGUAGCCGCAUGUGCUUCGCAUGGUGGUGUGAAAAAUGUUCAUGCAUUUGAAUGUCAACUGACUCCUACUCGUUCGAAAACUAAAGUUAAAAUUAACGAUAUCACUAAACUACAUAAUUUUAUCUAUGAAUCAACUGCUAUUCGUUCGUAUCGCGCAUGGAAUAUAGGCAUUGGUAACAUGAUUAUGCUUGAUGGAAAUUCAGGCGUUUCGCCGAAUAUUAAUUCUCUCGUUUGCGUUAAUCCUUCUCUGGAAGCAAAUCGGCUCGUAAAUUCUUCUGUAGGUGAUCGGCUGAAUGAUACCGUAUCAUCAGUACUCAAAGAUGCUGAUGUUAACGAUCAAGAAAAAUCGAAACCAAAAUUAUUCUUUUGUGAUUACGAAGGAUGUAUUUGUCGCUUCUUAAACUAUGGUAAUCUUCUUCAUCAUAUAGCUAAUGGUAAUCAUAUUGAACGAGUCGAAAAAUUAUCAAUAAAAGAUCUCGCAAUGGUUACUUAUAAAUCCAAGCUAGAUGCUGCUGAGAACCAACAGCUUUUAUUUCUUGAAUUACAGAGAAUUAAUUUCAAUCGGGAUGAUUACAAUCAUAUACCAACAUUAAACCAAGGAUGGGCUCUCCCAUUAAAUCGAAAAGUGCAGACACUAUCUCCGAAAGUAAAGCAAUUUCUAAAGAAAAAAUUUGAUGAUGGUCAACUACAUGGAAUACGAUGGCAGCCUCAGGCAGUGGUCGAUGAAAUGAAGUACAGUAAAGAUCCAGAGACAGGACUUUAUCUUUUUGAUCUAUCGGAGCUUGUUAAAGUGAGCACAGUUCGAUCAUACUUCUCGCGACAAAAAGCAAGCAACAACAAAGUAAAUAAUCCAAAACAAUCUACCUUGGAAGAUAAUAGUCUUAUAACUGGUGAACAAUAUGAUAUUGAAGAGGAUAUUGAAGACGAAGCAUUUCAAGAGCAGCUGGCCAUCGAUUUAGAGCUUCAGCUUGGUGAUAUUCGAUCAAUCGCCAAUAAAGACAAUAUGGCCGAAAUUAACUUGGCUACGGCUACGUCAAAACGAGCAUUAUCGUCAUUUGAAAACGAAAAUUUAUCACACACGAGAAAAUCAUCUAGGUUUCCGCGAAAAAAGGGACAAUAA